Messenger RNA from Dermacentor albipictus, 10719 nucleotides. RefSeq lists its product as uncharacterized. NCBI's taxonomy places the organism in Eukaryota, Metazoa, Arthropoda, Arachnida, Ixodida, Ixodidae. The record is from RefSeq and is a predicted model, not a curated record. Gene Ontology annotation, molecular function: peptide binding; zinc ion binding; metalloaminopeptidase activity. Gene Ontology annotation, cellular component: cytoplasm. Gene Ontology annotation, biological process: proteolysis; peptide catabolic process.
ACUCGAGACGCGCCCCGAGAGCGCGCGCGCUCGCCGCCGACUCGCGGUGACGGCGUCAGCAUCCCGACAGCGCCACAGAGUGCGGACACGCAGGAGCAGCCUCCAGAAGUGGGCCGCCGGUCUCGCGACAGCUUUCUUUUUCCCCGCUCAGCUGAGCGCCGCGCUAGCCGGCCAGCGGCGCGCGAAAUGUGCGAUGCGGCACCGACAGAUGGCGCCGAAUCGAAGCGCCUCGAGCUGAAACCAGUUUGUAUGGCGCCUCGGCGCGGCGGCGGUACCGUUUUCAAAGCGACGGAUGCCAUCGCACGUGCAGGAGGGUCCGUGGCGGUGGACUCGGCGGCCCGCUCCACCAUGAGCAAGACGUUCCACCGGCGAUCGACGGCCGCCUGCGGCCUGGUCGUGCUCAUGCUGCUGCUGUGCUCCGUGGGCCUCCUCAUCGCCUUCCUCAAGGGACACCAGCAGCAGACGCGCGACGCCCACAUGCGCCAGGGGGCGACGCCAAGGCGCGGGGUAAACAACGCGGGCGGCGGCAACUUUCCGAGUCGUCGAACGACUCAGCCGCCGUCCACCACGACGACCGCAGGGCCGCCGCUGCAGACAACCACUCUGGAGCCGCCCAAGCCGAAGCUGGACUUCAGGCUGCCCAAGCACACAGUGCCGCUCGCGUAUGACCUGACGCUCGAGCCGCACCUGAGCAGGGACACGUUCGACGGCGAGGUGUGGAUCACGGUGAAUGCGACGCAACCUGUGGACCGUUUCGUCGUUCACGUCUUCCGACUGACUGUCGACGAGACCGAGGUGCUCUUUGAGGACGGCAGCCCACUGAGUACGGAGCCGCCAUUCGAAGACGACCUCAACGAGUUCUUCGUGGUGCCCGUUGCCGAGAAGGCGGGUCCCGUCGGUAUCUACCGCCUGCAUUUCAAGUUCAGGGGCUCACUGGUCGGCGGCAUCGUGGGUUUCUACAAGAGCAGCUACAAGAUCGAUAAUGAGACGAGGUUUCUCGCGACAUCCAAGUUCCAGCCCACGUACGCGCGGCGGGCUUUCCCGUGCUUCGACGAGCCCAACUUCAAGUCGAGGUUCAACGUCACCAUUAUACACGACAGCAACCACAUGGCAUUGUCCAACAUGCCCGUCCUCAAUGGCUACCCUAUUACUCGCGAAGGCGGAAAAGUGGUGACUAAGUUCGAGGAAUCCGUGCCCAUGGUGACUUACUUGGUCUGCUUCAUCGUAUGUGAUUUUGAGAGGGUGCAGACUACAGCCUCCGUGGACCAGAUACCGUUCUCCGUGUACGCUGCUCCUAACCAGCUCAACAAAACUUACUACGCUCUAGACAUCGGUUCGAGGAUACUCAGUUUCUACGAGAAAUACUUCGGCCUGAAGUACCCUCUGCCGAAGCAAGACAUGAUCGCCAUUCCGGACUUUGUGUCUGGGGCGAUGGAGCAUUGGGGCCUCAUCACCUUCCGAGAAGUGAACCUCCUGUACGACCCCAAAAAAUCCAGUCCUCGGAACAAACAGCGAGUGGCAGCUGUCAUAGCUCACGAGCUCGCACAUCAGUGGUUCGGAAACCUCGUGACCAUGAGGUGGUGGGACGACCUGUGGCUGAACGAGGGAUUCGCAAGUUACAUAGAGUACAAAGGCAUCGACCACGUUGAACCGCAAUGGGACAUGAUGAACCAGUUUUUGACGGAGGACCUGCAACCUGUAAUGGACUUGGACUCGACCACCACUUCGCACCCAGUGGUUCAGAGCGUCAGUCACCCGGAUGAGAUCACAGAGAUCUUCGACACGAUUUCCUACAACAAGGGUGCAUCCGUGCUUCGAAUGCUCGAGAACUUCCUUGGACCUUCGGUAUUUCAGAGGGGCGUAUCGUCAUUUUUGUGGAACCACCAGUUCGGAAACGCCAAAACGGAAGAUCUGUGGGCAGAACUUUCCGAAGCCGCCGGCAAUACGCUGCCAUCGGGCUACAACGUGUCAACGAUCAUGAACACGUGGACGCGCCAGAUGGGAUACCCGGUGGUGACCAUCAGCCGCAGCGCCGACGACCCGACGCUCAUACGAGUCGUCCAGGAGCGCUUUCUACGCAACAACCAGCACCAGCGAAACGAAUCCGACAUCUCUCCCUACGGGUACAAGUGGAGCAUACCUCUCAGCUACAAGACUUCGGCAGCGAAAAAUAAAGUCAAGCAGAUCUGGCUUCACGACGAACAAGAUGAAUUCCACAUUUACGACGCUGGACAGCACGGCUGGGUUAAAUUCAACGUCAAUCAGAGCGGCUACUACCUUGUCAAUUACGACCCAACUGAUUGGCAGCGACUCGGAGAGGUUCUUCAAAAGCACCACGAAGAGCUGACACCUGCAGACAGGUCAAACUUGCUGUAUGACGCCUUCCAACUAGCUUGGUCCAACCGCCUGUCCUAUGAUGUUCUUUUCAACAUGACUCAGUACUUAAUCCAUGAGAUGCACCUCAUACCAUGGUCCACAGCUCAUGGAUCUCUACUUGCGCUGACACAUCUCCUUGAAAACACCGAGGUCCGACGACCCAUGCAGACAUAUAUACGCAAAUUGGUAGACCCUAUCUACAAGACGCUUGGAUGGGAGGACGGCGAUAAGCACAUGAACAAUAUGCUGAGAAGAGUCAUAUUGGACCUGGCAUGCCGAAAUCUGCAUCAAGAGUGUCUCAAAGAAGCAAAACGACGUCUCUCAGCUUGGGUCGAUGGUGUUCAGGAAGUGCCAAGGAAUAUUAGAGGUAUUGUUUACCGCUAUGGAAUUUACCAGAGCAGUGGAGACCAUGAAUGGCAGUUCAUGUGGGAAAAAUACCUCAAGGAAGUCUCAGCACAAGAAAGGAUUAACCUGCUUUAUGGCCUUGCCCAUGUAAGGAGUCCACCACUUAUCCACAGAUAUCUGGCUUAUGCAAUGAAUGAAAGCUAUGUGCGUAGGCAAGAUUUUUUUAGUGUGCUUUCCUUCCUUGCUGGAAACCCAGUUGGCCGUGAUAUUGUUUGGAAAUUUGUGCGAUACAAGUGGGACAGGCUUGUUCACAGGUUCUCACUGAAUGACCGCAACUUUGGAAAUGUUGUGAAGACUAUAUGUGAUUAUUUCACAAAGCAGUUUGAUUACAAUGAGAUGCAGGCUUUUUUCCACAAGAACCCAAAUGCUGGGGCAGGCAAGAGAGCCCGAGAGCAAGCCCUGGAGAAUGUCCGCAACAACAUAGCAUGGAUCAAACAUCACGAGCCUAGUGUGGCACGAUGGCUCACCACCAACGUCAUUCCAGAACCCUGGGAAAACAUGCGUUUACCUCGCCAUGUGAUCCCUGCAAGUUAUGACAUCACACUCGAACCCAUUCCUACAGAAAAUGUAACAGUGGGCUCCAGCACAACUAGGAUCACAGUGGUGAAGGCUACCAGUGUUCUUCUGGUGCAUGCAAAAAAUGUCAACAUUACCAGAACAAUUGUUAUGCGCCACAAGCGUGAAACUUUUGAAGAAGUCCCCCUGCGUAACGAGCCUUUUUUGUACAUAGAGAAUGACUACUGGGUCAUACAGACCAGGAACAUUCUCCCUCCAGGAGGUUAUGUGCUCAAAUUUGAGUUCAGUGCUUCCAUGCUCAACUACCUAAGUGGCAUCUACAAGACAAGCUACUGGGAUGAAGCAUCAAAAAGCAACAAGUUUAUGAUCACUUCACAAUUUCAGCCCACAUUUGCUCGCAUGGCAUUUCCUUGCUUUGAUGAACCAGGAUUCAAAGCAAAUUUUACUAUAACUGUCAUCCACGAUGCUACAAUGAAGGCUAUAUCUAAUAUGCCUGUUGACAAGAUUCGCAUCCUGGAUGACACCAGAGUCGCAACACGAUUCCAAGAAUCUCACAAGAUGACAACUUAUCUUGUGGCUAUUGCUGUCUGUGACUUUGGCUACAUAUCAGGAAACACAUCAAGUGGCACACCGGUGCGAGUUUUUGCCCGCCAGGAGAUGCUCCCUCAUGCAAAUUAUGCACUUGCCGCCACAAUUCAAGUUUUGGAACUCUUUGAAAAUCAGUUUGCUAUAAGAUUUCCCCUUCCAAAGCUAGACAGCAUUGCCAUUCCGGACCCCCAAGCAGCUGCUAUGGAAAACUGGGGCCUGGUCAUGUACAGCGAAUGCAUGAUGCUCUACAACCAAAAUACGACAUCUGUCUCUGAUCACUACAGCACAGUAGAAGUUAUAUCUCAUGAACUGGCACAUAUGUGGUUUGGAAACCUUGUCACAAUGAAAUGGUGGGAUGAUUUAUGGUUGAAUGAAGGAUUUGCGACUUAUAGCUCACACAAAGGAAUCGAACUCGUUGAGCCUACAUGGGAUGCAGAGACACAGUUUCUGUUGAAGCUAAUAUCAGGGGUCCUUGAAAAAGAUGCAGUCUUAAGUUCCCACCCGAUUGUUAUGCCAGUCACCCAGCCAAGCGACAUCACGGAAAUAUUUGAUGUUAUAUCCUACAGCAAGGGGUCAGCUGUUAUCAGAAUGCUGGAAUCCUUUAUGGGGACAGGAGACUUCAUACGAGGACUUCAGAAUUACCUAAAAGGUCGAAAGCGCAGCAGUGCUGUAACACUGGAUUUAUGGAAAGCAUUGGAAAGUGUUUCAUCAAAACAUCAACACAUAACUACCAUCAUGAACACUUGGACGAGACAGAUGGGCUACCCAUGUGUGUCAGUCAGACGACUGCAUAGCAACUUUAGCCAGUAUGAAGUUGUCCAGCAGAGGUUUCUGUUGAACCCCGAUGAUGCAGCAAAUCUCACCAAUGAUUCACCAUUCAGGUAUACAUGGGAAAUCCCUUUGAGCUAUAAGACUUCUGAAGGAAAUGAAGGACUUUACUGGCUGAAGACUAAGAAACCAGAAAUCAUUAGCUUACCCAUCAAUAAAGACAGCUCGUGGGUAAAGUUUAAUAGUGAAUUCAAAGGAUACUAUCUCGUGAAAUAUGACGACAGUGAACUAAAGACAUUCUCUCAGCUUCUACUGGAGAAUCAAACACAGUUGUCUGCUUCCGACCGGGCGGAGCUCCUUCUGGAAACAUUUCUGCUGGCACGAGCUGGCACGGUGCCUUAUUCUGCUGCGAUGGAUCUCACCAAGUACCUCAGGCGUGAGCGACAUUUCAUACCUCUUAUGGUGGCAUCCAGGAUCUUCCAGCACAUUGCUAUGUGUCUUAGAGGGCAUCCAGAGAAGGUCCUUUUUCUGGAGUAUGUUAAAUACAUAACGGAAGAAGCUUUUGAAGAGCUCAUGUGGAAGGACAGGGGCGAUCACUUGACAAAACGAGCACGGGAAGUGGUUCUGCACUUAUCCUGCUUCAGUGGGGACAGGGUUUGCCUCAGAAAUGCUGGAGAGCUGUUGGAGGCCUGGUUUGCAGGUGCUACGAUCCCACCAAACCUUCGGGAGCUUGUGUAUAUCUGGGGAAUGACUGCAAGUGGAAAUGAAACAGUAUGGGAAGCCAUGUACUUAAGAUACCAAAAUGAAGUGCUGCCAGCAGAAAGGAAAAGUCUCAUAAAAGGACUAGCAAGCAUUGAUAAUAAAACUGUCAUAGAAAGGCUUCUGACAUUGUCCCUAGAUGACUCUGUCAUCAAGAGAGCAGACUUUACUGUCCUCGUGGAGCACCUUGCGACCAGAGACUUUGGCCUCUCCUUAGCUUGGGAUUUUAUAAGGAACAAUUGGGAGCUCCUUGCAUCAAGGUACUCCUCUGAUGAAAGACAGCUGGGAGCAGUAGUGUUUUCUGUGUGUAAACAUUUCACAACACAGGAACAGCUUCAGAAGGUGGAGCAAUUUUUCGAAGAAUAUCCUGAAGGGGGGAAAGGAAAGAGAACUAGCCUCCAGGUGCUUGAGACAGUUAGAGCAAAUAUUCGCUGGCGAAACUUCUUUGCAGCAGCAGUGCUCACCUGGGUGAAAGAAUACCAAUAUGUGCCAUGGGAAAACCUACGGCUCCCAGCCCAUGUCAUGCCUGUCCACUAUGACCUUCAGAUCCAGCCCUUCCUGGACUUGCACACAUUUCAGGGCCAAGUGGACAUCCAAGUGGAGCUCCUCAAACCCAUCAAGAGUGUUCACGUACAUGCCAGGAAUCUCAGCAUUACAUCUGCUUUCAUGACAGAUGAGUCAACAAAGAUGAUGGUUCCUCUGUCUGGCACGUUUGUUCAUGAACCCAAUGAGCUUUAUGUGAUGCAGUUGGGAAAUAUUGCUGAUGUUGGGACUUACAGCUUACAUUACGAGUUCAAAGGCGUUCUGUCCAGAGACCUGCGGGGAUUCUACCUGAGCAGCUACCCUGUUGGAGCCAAUGAAACAAGGUACCUUGCAACCACACAAUUUGAACCCACAGAUGCUAGGAAGGCAUUUCCUUGCUUUGAUGAACCAAGAUUUAAAGCAACAUUUAGCAUCAAGAUAAUCCACGAUCCUGAAUACAUUGCUCUCUCCAAUAUGCCUGUCAUGGGCAAAGAGAUAACAACAACAGGCCUGCAAGUCACACAGUUUCAAAAGACUGUAAAAAUGACAACUUAUUUAGUUGCAUUGAUUGUUUGUGAUUUUCAUAAUAUUUCUGGAAACAGCUCGAAUGGCAUAGAGGUGAAAGUUUAUGCCAGAGAAGAAGAAAUUGAUAAAGCUCAUUACGCACUUCAAGCUGCACUGAAAAUUUUAACCUACUUCGAGGAGUAUUUUGGAAUAAGGUAUCCAUUGCCCAAACUAGAUUUAAUUGCCAUUCCCGACUUUUCAUCUGGAGCAAUGGAAAACUGGGGAUUAAUCACAUUUCGAGAGGCUCGGCUUCUCUAUGACCCAGCAACAUCAUCGACCUCUGACCUAAUGACAAUAUGUCGUAUCAUUGCACAUGAAAUCGCCCACAUGUGGUUUGGAAAUCUGGUUACAAUGGAAUGGUGGGAUGACCUUUGGCUCAAUGAAGGCUUUGCCAGCUACAUCCAAUACAAAGGCAUGGCUUAUGCUAGUCCUGAGUGGGAACCUGAUGCUUUGUUUACAAAUGUUUUAGCUGGUGUUCUUGAAGCAGAUUCUGUGAUAUCUUCCCACCCAAUUAUACAACAUGUUAAUAACCCAAGCGAAAUAUCAUCACUCUUUGAUGUGAUAUCGUAUGCGAAGGGCUCAUCAGUCCUUCGCAUGUUAGAAGACUUCAUGUCAAAAGAUGACUUUCGGUAUGGCAUUGCUAAAUAUCUGAAAAAGCACAAGUUUGCAAAUACUAUCACAUUUGACCUCUGGGAUGAACUUGAGGCAUCAUCAUCUAGUGGCUUGAGCAUAACUAGUAUCAUGGAAAGCUGGACCAAGCAAAUGGGAUUUCCUCUUGUUUCUGUGGAAAGAAAUGGACACAGUUUCAGUGUGAGACAGUCACAAUUUUUGAUAGAUCCGGACACUGCCAUGAACCGCAAGCCAACACCAUUUAAGUACAUUUGGAAAAUUCCCCUCACAUACCAGACCAGUGAAGGCAGAACAGGGCUGCUUUGGUUGACAAAACCGCAACAAACAUUCAAACUCGCAGUUUCUGAAAACGCAUGGGUUAAAUUCAACAACAACAUGACUGGAGUCUUCUUUGUGAAGUAUGACAAAAAGAACUUUCUUUUACUUGAAGACGUACUUAAACGGGACAUUAAUGCUUUUACUCCAAGUGAUAGGGGAGAGCUACUGGCAGAAGCCUUUUUCCUGGCUAGAGCAGGCCAUCUGAGCUACAUGUCUGCCCUGAAUCUGAGCAGAUACAUUGUCCAGGAGAACCAUUAUGUCCCAUGGUCAAUAUUUUCCACGGCAACUUCCUUCCUGCAUCACCGCCUCACUGGCACCGAGACUGGAAAGCAUUACAAGGCAUUUAUCAGAAGUUUACUCACUGAAGCUCUCAAAGGUGUUAAGUUUAGUGACACAGGAACUCAUUUAGAAAGGCUAAGGAGGGCAGCUAUAUUCAAAGUCGCUUGCAGAUGCGGUGAGAAAAGUUGUCUCCAUGUUGCCAGUCAUGCUUUCAAAACUUGGCUGAAUGGAGAAUCGCUUGAACCAAAUUUCAAGAACAUUGUAUUUCACUAUGGCAUGAGGCAAAUCGGUGAUGAAAGCACAUGGCAGCAAGUGUUUGAAAAAUAUCUUCGGGAGCCUAACCAUGCAGAAAAAAUUAAAAUAAUGACCGGUCUUGGACAAGUUCAGGAUGAAGUUAUACUCUCCAGAUACCUCAACUUUACUUUUGAUGAAACAAAGAUAAGAGGUCAAGAUAUUGCUACAGUUUUUGGGACAGUUGUAAGUAACCCCAAGGGGCAUGAUCUUGCUUGGAACUUUUUAAGAGAUAACUGGAACUCCAUAAUCUACAAGUUUGGCAAGCAUUCUCGCAUACCAGGAAAAUUGCUUCGUGUUGUCUGCAGUGAUUUCAACACUCCUGAGAAGAUGCAGGAGAUCAAAGAGUUUCUCAAGGAGCAUCCUGAAACAGAUAUGACAAAGCAGUCUCGGAGAGAAUGCCUCCAAGAUGUGGAAAACAACAUCAAAUGGAUAUCAAAGUUUGAGCCAAAAGUUGCAGAGUCUUUACGUGGAUUGCUCAGUUGACCGCUGUAGCUCUGCAAGCAGUUGAUGACUUUACACUAAGCCAGUGUCUAUGGCUACAAGAAAAUUUGAAACAAAUAUCUCAUUUGAACUUUACUCUGUUAAGGGAUACAGAAUGAAUGGCAUGCAUAGACACACUGGGAUUGACAAAAUUUUUUGAUGUACAGUUCUUUAGAUAUAACUGAUGAUGAAGUGGGGAAACAUGCGAUAGCUUAGGUGUGAGUCAAAGAACAACUGUUUUCUUACCAAAGUGAUUUUACAGGAGUCAUGUAAAUAGUUAUUUGUACAUACAGUAUUUUAUUGUGAAAAAUUAUCUUGUUUCCUUUUCUAGAGUAUACAUGCAUAUAUUAAUAUAGUACAACAUUUGCAUUUCAAGUUGCCACUAUUGUCUGUACUGUAAGCAAAGUAAGCUGCCAUGAUUGUGUGACUGCCAGAUAUACACGAUUAAAUUGUAAACAACUUUCACAACUUGCGUUUCAUAUUUCAUGAACAUUACAUUCCUUUUCACGUUAAUGGACACUUACUAUAAACUAUGGGCAUAAGUCAUACUUAUAGCAUACUUUUAAAUCAUACUUAUAAAUCAUUGCCCUAUACCAGGACUUCUCACAACAUAAAUAUUUCAAUGAAAUCACAGGCGUGGUUUCCCAUUUGUUAAAUUCAAGCCAUUUGUGAAAGGCAGUUCUGUGUAUCUGAAGAUGUGCUUUUUAGAGAAAAUGAAAAUGUAAACCCUAGCAUUCAAAGUUAUUUGAAUGUAGUAUGAAAUAUGUGUGCCUGGCAAAACAUUCAUGUUAUCUGUUCAAACCUAGGUGCUCUUAGUAGCACUGUGAUGAUAGUGCAGUGUGACAAAAGAACAUGUAAAGGGGCACAUUAAUGCUAAGGCUAUUUAUAAUGCAGUAUUUUUAUAGGAUAGUUCUAUCAUUUUCACAUAUCAUAAUUAAGUAAUACAAAAAAUGUGCGCUCAGGUAUGGGCACUUUUAGUGCAAUGUUUUGAAUUUUGGGGGUAGACUCUCUUUUCUUCAUUGAAUAUCAUUUGUUAACUUUCUGUGCAAGGGUUAGUCAAUAUAUGAGCCACGAAAUGGAGGUAGAAAAAAAAUUAUUGUCAGUAAAUUACUGCAUGUGUAGGCAUGCUUCACCAUAAUUUUAUCCCAAUUCGGAAACAUGUCCCAUCAUUAUAUGUGUAGGUUUUUUUAAAGCCUGAAGUAAAUGACACUCAUAGGUUGCUUUUACAGUCACAUUCGCCACAAUCAAUAGUAGUUAAUACUUUUUCGAACCUUGUACUUUAUUUGAGUCAGUCAUUCAAUGUGCUGGAGUUGGGUUAUGCAUUGAACCCGAACUAUACAGGCCCCGUGUCUGUCAUCACAUGUCCUUCUUCACAUAUCAGUUGCUUCCAUAUGCUAUGCUAUGGUCUUAUAUUGACAUGCAUGGGAUGACAGUGAUGUUCUUCGUCUGUGAUGUUUCUUUCAUUUUUGAUUGUGCACCCUUCACCAUACACUGAGAGCAUUUCUCAGCAUUUUCUGUCCCGCCAGUCUCUAGGCUUGAAGGAAGUGCCAAUUUGAGCGCUCCUGUCCUACACUAAUGCAACAUAUCUGCUAUCUAAACUGGCUGCAGCUGAGGUACUGUGGUGGCAGACUUUGAUUUUUUCAUGGGUGCCAUUAUUUAGCAGCAAAAGGUGUAUAGUUUAAACUUCAAGUAGCUUUGUGUCUGAAAAUUUGUGACUUGUAUAUUGACUCACCCUCAUAAAUACAUGCUAAUGCAUUGCAUUAGCCCUGUGUCUAGUCUAAAUAGAAACCAUAUAUACCAUUGGUACACUUUAUAUGGUACUAUAACAGUUGCUCUUCAAAACUGAAUGUUCUGUAACAUUUGAAGGUUGGUUGGAUAAUAAUUCCAAGCCUGCAGAAUGAUUGCCAUUGUUCAUGACACUGUGGUCAAAGAGUACAGUUUUCAAGUGACUGUUGUGGACUGCCCUAACUCCUCUUAUCUGCCAAGUACUUCCAGCACCCUUGAAUGUGCCUGCAUAUGUUAUACAGCUCAGACUGUCCUUUAAUCCAUUUGAGACAAGCUGACUUCACUACUUCAGUACGGGCCAUGUGGCACCUACUUCUGCUAUCAUGCAGUUCUGCUCAUGGCAAGAUUAAAGCUUUUGGCUCCCUCUAUAAUGUUUACAGUAUGAGAUAAAGACUGCAUUCUAUAACAGAAAUUUGAAGUAAACAAACACUUAUA